Molecule: messenger RNA, 1263 nt
Organism: Penicillium paradoxum
Lineage: Eukaryota; Fungi; Ascomycota; Eurotiomycetes; Eurotiales; Aspergillaceae
Product: putative trimethyllysine dioxygenase TmlH
Exons: 8
Coding region: 1-1263 (420 amino acids)
Biological process (GO): carnitine biosynthetic process
Cellular component (GO): mitochondrion
Molecular function (GO): trimethyllysine dioxygenase activity; iron ion binding
Source: RefSeq, a predicted model, not a curated record
AUGAGUUUCGGCUGGCGUACGGCACUUAGAUCGAGUGAGAUGUGGAGUCGCGCAGGAGAGAACUGCCAGUGUCCCAAAUGUAUUCAUCCGGAUACUAGGCAAAGAACAAGCGACACUUUUGCGGUAGGACAUAUGAUAAUCCAAGGUGUUCGUACUCUAUCUCUAACGGUGCUCCUACAGAUUCCACAGGAAGUUCAGGCAGAGUCAAUCGUGCAUAAGGACAAUGUCGUCGAGAUUCAAACUGACACUGUCUCAGGGUCUGAUACUCAUUUGGGAAUAUACCCAUAUGAUUGGCUUCACCCACACGCACAGAACAAGUUUGGGGCCAAUCUUGAAGCGAUUAAAUCGUCGCCUUCAAUUGGAUUCAAUCCAAAUUAUGUAAAAGGGCCACGGCCUUUUCAGCCAGUUGUGGAUCCGAGUCGAAGUCCCAGAGUCAAAUAUGAGGACGUAAUGGCAGACGACAAAGCACUUGCUACUUGGUUGAGCCUUAUUUGGGAUCGGGGAUUUUGCUUUGUAGACGGUGUUCCUGUGAACCCAGAGGCCACACAGAAGCUCAUCGAGCGGAUCGCGUUCAUCAGACAUACCCACUACGGUGGCUUUUGGGAUUUUACAGCCGAUUUGACCUUCAAAGAUACGGCAUAUACCAAUGAGUUCCUCGGUGCUCACACAGACAACACUUAUUUCACAGAUCCUGCCAGACUCCAGCUCUUCCAUUUGCUAUCCCAUACCGAGGGUUCUGGGGGAGAAAAUCUCUUAGUCGAUGGGUUUGCAGCCGCAUCCCAACUACGCCUCGAGGAACCGAUGCAUUAUGGCGAAUUAUUGAAGCAUCGGCAGCCAUGGCACGCAAGCGGGAAUGAAGAUACCUGUAUCCAACCAUCUUCCAUGGCCCCAGUCUUUUCGCUCCAUCCAGACUUCCGGUCGCUGUAUCAAAUCCGCUGGAACAACUAUGACCGCGCACCAAAGGUCAAUUGGACGGCAGUGGAACAAUCCUCGUGGUACCGCGCUGCGCGCCACUAUAACGAGAUUUUGAAGAGCAAGGAAAUGUGGACGAAGCUUGAACCAGGCUCUGCGCUCAUUUUCGAUAACUGGAGAAUGUUGCAUGGUCGCUCUCAGUUUACUGGGAAGAGGCGAAUGUGUGGUGGCUACGUCAAUAACGAUGACUACAUUUCUCGACUUCGUCUGCUCAAGUUUGGCCGAGAAGAGGUGCUGAACAACCUGGGCAACGUCCGAGGUAGCCCCAGAAACCCCUAUUAUUAUAACUGA